AUGGAGAACUCUCAAACCAUGAUGAAGGAGAAGCAGCUAGGGUUCUUCGACUUACUCAAAGAAUCCCUCAAAACCCCCUUCAGAAAUCCCAAUCUCAUCAUCUUUGCCUUCUUUUCCUCUCUCCCUUUGUUCUCCUUUUUGAUCAUGUACGAGACUGUCUUCCAGCAAACCAUGAUCAAAACAUUGAAGGAUAUUUUAAAGGAAAGAACAUCUCCUUCUGAUGUUUUCGAUUAUUAUUAUGCAACACAAGGAGCUACAGAGAGGUUGAUUGAAGGAAUAUCUAGUAAGUUUUUUCUACUUUGUCUCAUAUAUUUAGGGAUACUCCAUUUGCUAGACCUCUUCAGCAUGAUUGCUGUAGUAGAUAUUGCUUCAAUGAUUUACAAAGGAGAUAGGAAAACCAUGAAUCUUAAGGACAUGUUAAGCAGAUGCAUCAAAGAAGCAAGAAUUCAAGGGCCUCUCAUCACAUCCAUCUAUGCUCUCCUUUUAGAUUCUCUUAUUUCAGUUGGACUAGUCUCCACUGUGAUGUACACAUACCUCGGGUCAAUCUCUUCCUUCUUCUCCGUGGUAUUUUCCUUAGUCUUUAUUGGUUUACUAUCAAAAUACAUAGAGUGGAGUGCUGUGUGGAACAUGGGAAUUCUGAUUUCCAUUUUGGAAGAGAAACAUGGUGAUGUAGCAUUGAUAAUCUCAGCAUAUCUAAGCAGAGGUAGCAGGCAGCAUGGAUUUCUUCUAAUGCUAGUGUAUUUUGCGUUGAGGUUUGCCUUAAGAUUGGGAUGCGUUUACGUGGGAUGGGUCAAGGGAGGAAGUGGAGUUGCAGUCACAGUAGUGCAUGCUAGCCUUGUUUGUUUGGCCAAAAUGUGGUUGUGGCUGGCAUUCAUGGUUUACUUCUAUAAUUGUAAGAAGAAACGUCUGCAUGAAAAAAUUGAUGUGGAGGGAGGACAAGAGGAGAGUACUAGAGGGCACUAG
Molecule: messenger RNA, 963 nt
Organism: Populus euphratica (Euphrates poplar)
Lineage: Eukaryota; Viridiplantae; Streptophyta; Magnoliopsida; Malpighiales; Salicaceae
Exons: 1
Coding region: 1-963 (320 amino acids)
Source: RefSeq, a predicted model, not a curated record